GCCUUACGCUUCGCUCAGCGCAUCAUGUGUCACUCCCGAAGCUCCCAACCCACCAUGACCGUUCUGCGGGCCCCGACCCCAGUCCCUUCUACCAGCCCGGGCCCCCGACGAGGCUCCGGUCCCGAGAUCUUCACCUUUGACCCUCUCCCGGAGCCCGCAGCGGCCCCAGCCGCGCGCCCCAGCGCCUUUCGCGGGAACCGAAAACGCAGCCGCAGUUCUCUACCCUCGAGUGGUGGUAAGUGUCGCCGAAGUGGGCAGACGGGGUCGCGCCGCCCUGGAGCCGCGCGGGAACGAUCGGACGCCGGCGGCCUUGACCUGACCUGUCCCCUAUUUUGUCUCCCUCAGGUCCGGCGCCAGCUGCCAGCCGAGGAACCGAACCCCGCCAAAAGGCUCCUCUUUCUCCUGCUAACAAUCAUCUUCUGCCAGAUCCUCAUGGCUGAAGAGGGUGCGCCGGCGCCCCUGGCCUCGGAGGAGGCCGCCAGCGCCACGUCUCCGGCGCCCACCCUUGCGCCCCCGGUCCUCGAGCCCCUUAAUCUAACCUCGGAGCCCUCGGACUACGCCCUGGACCUCAGCACUUUUCUCCAGCAACACCCGGCGGCCUUCUAACCGUGACCUCCCACACACCCAGAAAAGAACUUGAAAAAACAGAAACACCAGGCGUACCUGGUGCUCGAGAGCGUAUCCCAAACUGGGACUUCCGAGGCCACUCAAACUCAACACUACAGGGAGACGCCAGCGGUGCUUGGGAGAGACGAAGGCCUGGACACGCCGAGGCUAGGCCCGUGGGGGAGGAGAGGUCCUUAACUUAUUUCUCAGUGCUUCUAAUUAAUAUUUAUAUGUAUUUAUGCAUAUCCUCCUAGGUGAUGGAGGGGCGUAUGUAAUAUUUAUUUUAACUUAUGCAAGGGUGCGAUAUGUGCCCCUGCUGUAAAUGCAGAUCAACUGGUAUUUAUCGAGCUUUGUGGGGCUGGUGGAGGCAGGGCACCUAGAACUGGGCAGUGGGAGAAGGAAUGGGAAGAGUGGGGGAGGACUCCCGGGCUGGAGUCAAGGAUGGUGGCGGGUCGUAGGUUUAGGGGUGACACUCUCCGUCCUCUAGCAUCUCAACUCUGCCGGUCUACCGUGUGAAGCUUCGGCCAGCUGUUGGGAAUAAGAUCCCUGGCCUUCGACCUCCUGGAAGUUGCCCCUAAGGGGAAGCUGCGGGGUUAGGGGUCGGUGGGCUAUCAGGGGGCGGCUGUCGGGGUCGCCCAGUAUGUUCUGUGAACACAAAUAAACUUGGAUUUACGAUCAGCA
Messenger RNA from Galeopterus variegatus (Sunda flying lemur), 1287 nucleotides. It is a transcript of the gene IER3, whose product is annotated as immediate early response 3. Gene Ontology annotation, cellular component: nucleus. The record is from RefSeq and is a predicted model, not a curated record. Gene Ontology annotation, biological process: DNA damage response; negative regulation of apoptotic process. Lineage: Eukaryota; Metazoa; Chordata; Mammalia; Dermoptera; Cynocephalidae.